UCCACCCUGUAAACAUCCCCAGCCUUUUCAUUUGACCCUUUGUUUGAGACUGAGCAUGUAACUGAGUCCACUCAGUGAGGCAAGAUUCAGACUGAGAAGUUGACAGCACAAGGUCAACCCUGUUUGUCUUCAUCAGAGACAGUCACAUCUCUACUGGCUGCUAGCUAUCUGUGGUUUGGCCCCCUUUGUCCAAGAAGAAAAAGAAGAGCCGUGAGGACUUGCCACAGCCUAGUCAGGCUGAAGAAAUGUCAAUGAUUGGGAGUUCCGAAGGAUUCCAGCUUGUGUCUCUGAAGCAAGAGGAAGAUGACCAGUCCUCUGAGACGGAUCAGCUGUCCACAGAGGAGAGGCACCCAAGCGAGGACCCAGCACCCACGCAGAUGUCAAGGCAGCCAAGUGUGACUGAGUCAACACUCUACCCCAACCCUUACCACCAGCCGUAUAUCUCACGGAAGUACUUUGUUACCCGGCCAGGGGCCAUUGAGACUGCUGUGGAUGACCUGAAAGGCCACGUAGCCAAGACUUCUGGAGAGAUAAUUCAAGGCUUCUGGCUCUUGACAGAGAUAGACCACUGGAACAACGAGAAGGAGAGGAUUUUGCUGAUCACAGACAAGACUCUGCUGAUCUGCAAGUACGACUUCAUCAUGCUCAGCUGUGUGCAGUUGCAGCGGAUUCCCCUGAGUGCUGUCUCUUGCGUCUGCUUGGGCAAAUUUGCCUUCCCUGGCAUGUCACUGGACAAGAGACAAGGAGAAGGCCUUAGGAUCUUCUGGGGGAGCCCGGGGCAGCAGUCUCUACUUUCCCGCUGGAACCCUUGGUCCACUGAGGUGCCUUAUGCUACGUUCACUGAGCACCCUGUGAAAUACACCACUGAGAAGUUCCUUGAAAUUUGCAAGUUGUCUGGGUUCACGUCUAAGCUUGUUCCAGCUAUCCAGAGUGCCCACAAGAAUUCCACUGAAUCUGGAAGAGAAAAGGAGCUGAUGGUGUUAACUGAACCCAUUUUGAUUGAGACCUACAUGGGGCUGAUGUCAUUCAUUGGAAACCGCAACAAGCUUGGUUAUUCCCUUGCCCGUGGGAGUAUUGGUUUUUGAGAUGCUUUCUGGUGUAUAAGUACAUCACCCAUACAUAUAUUAUUAUUGAAUAUUCUUCUUCAGCCCACUAUAUUUUUGGACUGAAACAAUUAUUUUCAAAUAGUGUCAUAUGAUUUUUGAAUAUUUAGUAUCUUAGGAAAUCUGAAAGCUUGACACAUACUUCAGGCCUCAUAUACAAAAUAAACAAAUUUCCUAAAAUCUUUUUUAGGAGAAAAUAAAUUCUCCUAAACCCAUCAAAUAAUGUUAUCAAAUGAAUACCUAAUCAUAAACUCAGAGCUGACUCUCUGGAUUCUUGUUCCUCUGUCCACUAAAUGUUUGCAUUUUCUGGGGCCUGACCUUCAGCCCUCUGAUUCUGAUCUCUUUCAGUGGGGUUAUUUUAGCUACUCUUUUAAUCAGGAUGCCUUCCAAGUCCAUAUUCCCAUUCCUGAUAUUUCUUCAGAAUUCAGUAUAAUGUUUCUGUCUGCUGAUCCGAUCAAUGUGCCAAUAUCUACUCAUAUUUAGUGUCUUCCAAAUCCUGAAUUUCUCUGUGGUAUAUUUUUUUAUGGUUCCAGUUAAUCAUCUCUGAAGUUCCUUUAAAUUCUUUCUCAAAUACAUUCUAUAUAGUAUCAGUCUUAGUCUAUGUGGGCUGCUGUAACAACAUACCAUUGAUUGUGUGGCUUAUAGGCAAUAGAAACUUAGAUUUCUCACAGUUCUGGAGGUCAGAGUGCCAGCAUGGUCAGGGUCAGGGCUCCCUUCCGAGGUUCUGUCCUUUCUGCUAUAUCCUCACAUGGUAAAGGGCCAAGGGCACUUUUGUGCUUUAUUCACAACAACUUUAAUCUCGUUCACGAGGGCUCUGCCCUCAACUUGAUCAUCUCCCAAAGGCCUUGCCUCUUAAUACCAUUACACUGGUUUUAAGAUUCCAACAUGUGAGUUUAGGAGGGACACAGACUUUCAGACCAGAGCAGUACCACCUUUGUACGUGGCUUAGCAUUGUAUCUCAAUGCCCAAAUGGCAAACUUAGAGUUGAUUCUGCUUUCAAAAUUGUUUACGUACUUCUCCUUCCCAUUCUCACAAGUUUAAUAUUAGAUCAAGUUUUAAAUACUGUUCACCGGGAUAAUUGCCAUAGCCUUUUAACUGGGAUAUCUGCUCCAAGGCUGACCCUCCUCUAAGCCAUCCUGCACAUGGUUGCCAGAUUCCUAAAGCACAAUUUGAUUAUAUCACUCUCUGAUCAAGAACUUGUAAUACCUCAUUUCCUUUUGCAGCACUUUUGUUCAAACUCUUUUUUUUUUCAUAGCUAAUGAAAUCUGUUUGGGACACCCAACAUAUACAGCAGAGACAUAUCCAGCCACAAGGAUGCCAGUGGAGAUGCGAAUGCCACUUGUGACCUUUAUGAGUUUCAGUAUUACCGCAGUGGAAUAUCUAUGGUUCCCAGAGGGUUUUGAGGAGCAUGUUCCAAAAAACACUGUCCUAACUCAUUCUGUUUCCAAAGCUCUUUUCUCUCUUAAUUCCUCUUUGUGUCUCCCUGACUUAUGUCUAAUUCUGAAUAGCUCGAGGUGAUCUCAUAUGUUCUCUUCUCUUCAAAUUUAUUUUUCAAUUUUAUUUUGUUUAAUUUAUUAGGUAAAGAAGCUUUGAAUGUUGAACACCGUAUACAUUUUCAUUAUCAGCUUUCUGUCUGUCCCAAGACCCAAACUUGAGACACUUUGGUUGGUAUUCAAGUUAAAAAUUCCAGCUUUUUUUUUUUUUUUUGGCUCAUGCAGGGUCUAUUUUUAAAGUCUUUUCUUCAUAAAGCUUACUUCCUCAAUUUGAAAGAUUUGUCCUCUGAUUCAUUCACAAACAUCAAUUUGAUGCAGGCAUUUAAAACUUAAACCUUGAAUAGUCCUCAUUUAUUUUGUCUUUGUCUUUGUUUACUUCCAUUAGUAUUUUUCUCCCUCCCUGUCUUUCUCGUUCCCAGCACCCACUUUUUUCUGCCCAUGAUGGCAAAUAUUGUUACAGUCCCUAAGGCAGGGAACUUCUAUUCAGACUGUAAAAGGAAAUGUUGAAAUCCUUAGCUGUCCUGUCAACAGUAGUGGAAUGAAAAGUCGUUGGAUUGUUUUGGCAGUGGUUCUGAGGCAGGCAUAACUGGCAAAUUAUUAUAACACUUCUGCCCAAAAAUCCCCAUUUGCCUCAAGAUAGUGGCAUUUGUUGGCAGAAGUCUCUGAAUCGCCCAGUACAUUUUUUUGAGUUACCAUUGAAA
Molecule: messenger RNA, 3297 nt
Organism: Manis javanica (Malayan pangolin)
Lineage: Eukaryota; Metazoa; Chordata; Mammalia; Pholidota; Manidae
Gene: TPRG1
Product: tumor protein p63 regulated 1
Cellular component (GO): cytoplasm
Source: RefSeq, a predicted model, not a curated record